UUUGUUUCUUUUUUUUGUGCGUGUGACAUGUUGUUGAGUUUAUUUGUGGUCAACAAAGCUGGCGGUCUCAUUUAUCAACAAAACUUUUCAGACACUGCAGCAAAACUAUCUUCCAAUGAUUAUCUCCGAUUAGCUUCUACAUUUCAUAGUAUACAAGCUAUUUCUAGGCAACUUUCUCCCGCACACUCUCGUUUUGGGUUUGGAAUUGAAAGAAUAGAAACGGAUACUUUUGUUUUACAAGCCUUUCAAUCACAAACAGGAGUGAAGUUUGUUGCAACAGCGUCACCGGAAACGAAGAACUUGAAGAACUUUUUGAGACGUGUAUAUGAUUUGUAUGCAGACUAUGUUUUGAAAAACCCGUUUUAUGAACUGGAUAUGCCGAUUCGUUGUGAAUUAUGGGAAGUUAUGUUGCAACUUGCAGUUGAGGAACACCAACGUUCCAAUUCUUGAGUCAAGUUUGUCUCCGCAAAUUUUUUAUGUUGAAAGAGUAGGACAAGGAUUGAAAAUAACACAAGUUUUGAACAUAUUAAGGCUAUGAGCUGAUUUAAGAGAUAUAAAAAAGUGAGUAAAAAA
Messenger RNA from Galdieria sulphuraria, 573 nucleotides. RefSeq lists its product as uncharacterized. The record is from RefSeq and is a predicted model, not a curated record. Gene Ontology annotation, cellular component: TRAPP complex. Lineage: Eukaryota; Rhodophyta; Bangiophyceae; Galdieriales; Galdieriaceae. The transcript has 3 exons. Bases 28 to 450 code for a protein of 140 amino acids. Gene Ontology annotation, biological process: endoplasmic reticulum to Golgi vesicle-mediated transport.